AUGACACACGCAUGGUGUCUGCGUGGGCGAGCACCACUGAGUCGGCUGAAGUUUGACGCGCCGGUUGCGUGCAGACAAACAGACAGAAGAGACAAGCAAAGGCGCUGUUAAACUAUGCAGGAUAUUUCUUUCAGACCGGACUGAAUUUACUAGUUUGAGCCUGAUAAGACGUUCGGCGCCUCCAGUCGAAAGUAUGACCAUGGCGGGGGCUAUAAUAUCCCCCACGUACGCUUAGCGUGUGAUUGUGUGCUGCAGCCAUCCAAGACGGUGAUCACUUUUUGAUCUCCGUGGACGUGUUUGUGUGUGUGUAUGUUAGUGUGCGUUAGUGUGUGUGUGCGCACGCGUCAACAAGUGGAUGGAAACUUUUCUUCAUAUGUUUGAAUCAAUUGGUUCUUCUCGGGGACUGGACAGUGUGGAGAUUUAGCCGGUUAAACGUAUUUCAAACGUAUUUCAUACUUUGUAGUCGGAAUGAGUGGACCAGUACUUUCCCAUGUGUGCGUGUUUUUAUUUUUGGUGAGUGGAGCCGCCGUGGUGAGAGCUCAGGUCUCCACAGCCAAAGUCAUGAAGGGCAACACCAGGAGAGAUGACUUGUACCGGAAAUACGACAACAUCACAGUCACGUCGGCGGGCGGAGUCAUCCACAGCCCACGGUACCCCAACUCGUACCCACGGAACCUGCAGCUGUUAUGGAAACUGGUGUCGCCGCCAGGAAGUACAAUCCACCUGGAAUUCGACAGUCACUUCGGUCUGGAGGAGGCGGAGAACAACGUGUGCAGGUAUGACUUUGUUGAAGUGGAAGACCGAUCAGAGACAAGCACUAUAAUUUGGGGUCGUUGGUGCGGGCAGAAAGCCCCGCCUAGUCUCAACUCCAAAUCCAACAUCCUCAGAAUCACCUUCAAAUCUGAUGAUUACUUUGUAGCAAAGCCUGGAUUUAAAGUCUACUACUCUUUGCUGAAUGAAACUCCUCUGACUGCGUCCCAAACCAACUGGGAAGCUGUUACCAUGUUGGAUGACAGUCCUGUUGGACCAGUGGCAGUCACCGAGGUUCCUCUCUCUUUGGAAGACCUGGAUCGAACCAUAGCUGCCUUUGACACCGUGGAAGAGCUUCUCAGAUCCCUAAACCCAGAUACCUGGAAACAAGACCUGGACAGCAUCUACACCCAAACACACAUUCAUUAUAGAUCAAGAGCCUACCACCUGGCGAGCAGGCACAACAAAGUUGACCUGAAUCGCCUCUAUGAUGACGUCAAGCGCUACAGCUGCACCCCUCGCAACUAUUCCAUAAACCUUCGCGAGGAGCUGAGGGCGACCAACGCCGUCUUCUUCCCGCGUUGCUUGCUGGUCAAGCGCUGUGGCGGCAACUGUGGCUGCGGCACCGACAACUGGAACCAAGGAUGCACCUGUCAGGCCGCUAAGACCACACUGAAACUACACGAGGUGCUCAAGUACGCCCCAGAGACUACUCUGUACCAGCGCCAUCGCAGGCCGAGAGUACGAUGGGUCAUUGAUGAGAUCUUCCUCUCCCACCACGACAAAUGUGAAUGUUCCUGUCCCUCCCAGGCCCCUCGCUAAGACACCGACAUGAAAUAUGUGGACACGUUUUUGACUUAGUCUGUUUUGCCUUGGACUUUUCAUACCAGCAGUUCCACAGAAAUGAUGAUCUCAACCCAAAAUGUAACAUGAAAAGUCACUUCUUCUGAGGGACACAGUACAUCUGAACCUCGACUGUAAUGAAAUACAGAUACUUUCAAUUACAGUUUCAAUUUCUAGUGGUGGAUUUUUGGCAGAAGGAAGGGCGGAGGAGGACCUCGUGAAGCAAACUGACCCUCAUUCCUGCCUAAAGACUAACCCAGCAGUUAUUUAUAAAACUGAAUUCCUCACCCUUCCGUUUUUUUUUUUCCACACAGCCCUUCUUUGUUUUGCACACAUUCCUGUCUGCAAAAAUGUCAGCAUCCCUUUGUCUUUCUUUCUCCCCAUACGUUUGCCUCCCUUUUGUUUUUGCUUCUCACUGUCCCCUCUAACAUGCACACAGAGAUCACACACACACACACACUCUCAUCCCAAACACAUCAGAGGAGAUGUCAGCACAGGCCGCUGCACUCUGACCGUUUUUUGUACAAUUCUGGUCAUUCAGUCCGCUAUCUGGGAAUUCUGCUCCACGGAUAAAACCAAGCUCCUCAGAUCUGAAUAGCAUGUUCAGGAAAUAGUCCACCCCAAUAAAUUUGAUUUAAAUGUGCUGGUUGCCCCUUAAUCCUUA
Molecule: messenger RNA, 2257 nt
Organism: Doryrhamphus excisus (bluestripe pipefish)
Lineage: Eukaryota; Metazoa; Chordata; Actinopteri; Syngnathiformes; Syngnathidae
Gene: pdgfd
Product: platelet derived growth factor d
Cellular component (GO): membrane
Molecular function (GO): growth factor activity
Source: RefSeq, a predicted model, not a curated record